Molecule: messenger RNA, 3953 nt
Organism: Hyla sarda
Lineage: Eukaryota; Metazoa; Chordata; Amphibia; Anura; Hylidae
Gene: LPCAT1
Product: lysophosphatidylcholine acyltransferase 1
Exons: 14
Coding region: 571-2151 (526 amino acids)
Molecular function (GO): calcium ion binding
Source: RefSeq, a predicted model, not a curated record
CGGGUCAGGUGGCCACAUCCCCAGCACAGCCUCCACCCCGUGCCGUCCCUCCUCCCCCUUCCUUUGCUGCUGCCAGAGAGAGACAAGGGGAGGGGGCAGGCAGCGCAUCAUCCGGCAGCUUCCUCCCGUUGAACCCUUUAAUCCCCGGCUGCCUGAGCCCGAGCCCGCAGCGAGUCAUCCUCCAGCCCUGCCUGCUCCACCUCCACCAGCCUCCGGAGACGUGUCCAGUGCUCCCCGGAGAUCGCGGCCGAUCCUCCCCACCUCCUCCCGGGGAGCCUUCGCUUUGUGUGUGACUUGGAACAUCCUCAUCCUUGUGCACGGAUUCCAGUCCCCUCCAUAGGAGGAGCAGGGAAGAGGGAUCUGGUUUCCCUCCAGAAAGCGCCGAGAUUUCCAGCCUCAUCACCACCUUCCUCAUCCUCCCCACUUCAUCCUUGUGUGGUCAGCAGCGCCUCUCCUGCCAUUGCCUCAACUAGUUGGAUUUGCUGGGCUUCCCAUUGCCUGUGCUCUGAGAUUAGGCAACAUCCCUCCUCCUCCUCCUCCUCAUCUCCAUCUCUCGCUGCCCCCCACACCAUGAGGCUGACCAGAAAGCGCUCGGGUCCAGGAGGUGGCCCCCAGGAGCUGACCAGGCCGGUCAAGAACCCCUUUGUGCAUGACCUGCGCUUCACCCCUCUGCAGAAAGCCAAAAUCGCCUUCAUGACAUUGACUCUCUUCCCCAUCCGUCUGUUUUUUGCUGCUUUCAUGAUGCUCCUGGCCUGGCCGUUUGCUUUCGUUGCUGCUAUUGGUCGUACGGGAAAAGAGCUUGAACAGCCCAUGUCCUGGUGGAUGAAGUUUUUGGACAUUAUGUUAAAAGCUAUAAUGCGGACUAUGUGGUUUGCUGGUGGCUUCCAUUGGGUGACCGUAAAGGGAAGACAAGCCUUGCCUGCAGAAGCUCCCAUUCUUACUCUGGCUCCACACUCUUCCUAUUUUGAUGCCAUUCCAGUAACAAUGACAAUGGCCUCCAUCGUCAUGAAAGCAGAAAGCAAAGAUAUUCCUGUUUGGGGAACGUUAAUUAACUAUAUUCGACCAGUGUUUGUUUCCCGCUCUGAUCAAGAUUCAAGAAAAAAAACUGUGGAAGAAAUCAGAAGACGUGCCCACUCCAAUGGGGUUUGGCCACAGGUAAUGAUCUUUCCUGAAGGAACUUGCACCAACAGAUCCUGUCUGAUCACCUUCAAACCUGGUGCAUUUAUUCCCGCUGUCCCUGUACAACCAGUAGUUUUGAGAUACCCCAACAAAAUGGACACAAUAACCUGGACAUGGCAAGGACCUGGAGCGAUGGACAUACUGUGGCUCUCUUUAUGUCAGUUCCACAACUAUAUUGAAAUAGAGUUUCUUCCUAUUUAUACUCCAUCUGAAGAGGAGAAGAGGAACCCUGCUCUGUAUGCAAACAACGUAAGACAUGUAAUGGCCAAAGCAUUGGGUGUGUCUGUCACAGACUACACAUUUGAAGACUGCCAGUUGGCCUUAGCUGAAGGACAGCUCCGUCUCCCAUCAGAUACAUCUCUCCUGGAAUUUGCAAGACUUGUUAGAAGUUUGGGCUUAAAACCAGAGAAGCUUGAAAAGGAAUUGAAACAGUUCUCUGAAAGUGCUAAAAAAAGAAAUGGGGAAAAGAUAAACUUAAAGGAAUUUGCAGAGUACUUAUCUGUUCCAGUAACAGAGAAAUUAGAGGACCUAUUUGCCUUAUUUGACGAGAAUGAAGAGGGUGCUAUUGACCUGCGAGAGUAUGUGAUUGCGUUGUCUGUAGUAUGCAGACCUUCUAAGACACUGGAAACCAUUCAGUUGGCUUUUGAAAUGUACCAGUCAGAAAAUGAUAAAACUAUAACAGAAGAAGAGCUGGCAGUGAUUUUGAAGACGGCGCUGGGAGUGUCAGAACUGAAUGUAACAGAUCUUUUUAGAGCAAUAGAUGAGGAGGAGAAGGCUAAAAUCACAUAUGUGGACUUUGACAGGUUUGCUGCUUUGAACCCACAUUUUGCUGAAAUGUUUCUUUAUCCAAACAUGGUGGACUCUGAAACAUGUGUAGAUAACUCUUCUGCCACUGCCCCCAAUGGUUUCUGUACUGAUUUUACUCCUGAAGAUAUGGAGGAAUACCAUAAUGAGCAAAAGAAACUGAACUAAAGCUGAAACUACAUCUCCCUCUCCUGGUGAGGGGCAUAUAUGUAUUGUUCCUCUCAACUUAGUUAAACCCAUCUAUAUUUUUGUUUGUAUCUUUGUGACCAUUUCCAUUAUUUUCGUUCUGCUUUUUUUGGUUUGUGUUCUUUAGUACAAUCAAAGUGUUGGUAAGCAAUGAUGGAAUUUGGUCAGAAUAACUUCAUGGGGGUGAUGCCAUGUGUAUAUACUAGGCAGGAGAACAUGGUGGGGUUGCACAUGGUGACCUAUCAAGUUCUGGACUACACUGAAAUAUGUUUAGCUUUUAGACCUGGCUUGCUGUAUGAAUUGUGAUAUAAGCAACCAAUACAAAAAAAAAAAAACCUUAUAAAAAUGUCCUUUUUUACUACAGAAGGAUUUUUGCAUAAUAAAGCCAAGUUGAUGUUUAGUCCAGCCGUGACCUAUUCCCUAAAGGUGCUAGGACACGGAUAUAUCAAUAGAAUUUUGGUGAGAGCUCUAAAUUCAUCUGAAGGAUUGUUUUAAACCAGACAAAACACCAGAUUUUCACAGGAUGGCACUUUCCCUACUGCACCCUUUUUAACAUGCUGCUAUGCUUGUGGUCACAGUAAACAUGGCACAGCAUAGAUUUCUUAGGCUUUCAGUAAUAUUUCACGAAGCACAGGUUUGUAAGGUUUUUUUUUGGUGUUUGUUGUUAUGUAUCUCUUGAAAUGAUGUAGUGCACUCAGUGAGUUUCCUGUUUGAAUGUUAAUGCUUUGGAGUAUAACAACUUCUUUGCAGAGAUCCAGCACACACCCAAGAUGUAAUGUGUUUUCCAUAUGCUGUACAGAGCGUGCAUGAACAGCAGAAUCUGUUCCCCAUGUGGCGUCUAGUGCACUUUGGUGACUACUUCUUCUCUAGGUCACGCUAUAUGUUGUGUUAACCUCAUUGAUUACUGAACAAACUUUAUUUGAAGUUACAUGCAUAGUUCAUUUCCUCUGCAUUGCACAUUUACCUAGUAUUAUAAACAGUUGUCAUUGACAGGUCAUUUUCGUGUUAUCAGUUAUGAAUAAUUUACAGGUCUCCCAUUAUAUUAAGGCUGGCUGACAAAACAAUACAACAACGGAUUCGGAAAAAAAACAUACCUAUCUGGCUAAUUUUAAUCUAUGAUUGUAGGGGCUGAGACAAUUUAUAGCUUAUAAAACAUGUUUUCACCCAGAAUGUUAAAGAACAUGUAUUAUCAAAUUUGAAGUCUACCCUGCACAUUAAAUAAAAAUUGGUGGGAUUUCUAGACCAUCUAAUGUAUAUGGAAGCUAUCCUAUGGGAACAUAGGGUUCGGCAUGUUGAAUUUCAAUAUGUCCGAUCCUUUUGCUUUUCGGGAGCUUACUCCCCUCUCCCCAUUCAGAAUACAUUUACAGUUGGCUGAGCUUUUAUGCAUAUGUGGGGAUUUGGGAGGUGGCUGUCGAUCAAAAGCUAUCUGGAAUGCUUGGCCAAGUGAUAACUUGUAGGCCAGAGUUUGGUAAUUAUGUUUUAUUUACAUUUCAUAUAAAUUUACUGUGGCACCAAUUUUGGACAAAGUGACAACAGGUAGUGCAGCCGUAUUAGUUGUUCAGAUUUUCUGCAACAGAUGUUAAAGGGAAACUGACAGCAACAUUACCCUCACUACCCUGAAUAUACAGGACAACAGUGCGGGUGAUGCUGUUUAAAACCCACUUAACCUGGAAAAAAUCUCCUCAGCCGUUCCCAAGCAAUCUGUAUUUAUCCAAAUAUGCUUAUUUUAUUCUCUAAACAAUUGAGAUGGUCUCCAGUCUUCUGAGCAAUACUCCCCCCCCCCC